Messenger RNA from Eremothecium gossypii ATCC 10895, 1677 nucleotides. RefSeq names its product DNA-(apurinic or apyrimidinic site) lyase APN2 (gene APN2). Gene Ontology annotation, cellular component: nucleus. Bases 1 to 1677 code for a protein of 558 amino acids. Gene Ontology annotation, biological process: base-excision repair. The transcript has a single exon. Gene Ontology annotation, molecular function: DNA-(apurinic or apyrimidinic site) endonuclease activity; endonuclease activity; zinc ion binding. NCBI's taxonomy places the organism in Eukaryota, Fungi, Ascomycota, Saccharomycetes, Saccharomycetales, Saccharomycetaceae. The record is from RefSeq and is marked provisional.
AUGUCAUUAUCCGUUGUCAUCAAUAAAAUCUGGUUCCACAACGAAGACAGCCGGAAGAAUUCAAUCCAUGAACCAUCUAGUGCGAUGGGUAUAGAUGAUAUAGACAAUAAAGACACACGAUGCCUGCGGUUCGUGACAUUCAAUGUGAAUGGUUUGCGCACACUCUUUGGACACUAUCCCUUCAGUCGGAUGAGUAAUUCUCUAGCGCAGGUUUUCGAGUAUUUCAAAAGCGAUGUUAUUACGUUUCAAGAACUCAAAACUGAUAAGCUAGCCAUCCCUCGAUGGGGCAUGGUAGAUGGCUACUAUUCUUUCAUUACGAUACCAAGCAAGAAGAAGGGGUACUCUGGUGUUGGGUGUUGGAUCAGAAUCCCUGAAGCAGCCGAUCCGUUGCGAUUAUCAUUACAAGUAUUGAAGGCGGAGGAGGGUAUUACAGGCAGACUAAAAAUUAAAAAGGAUGGCGCCUUGGUAGCAUAUUGCGAGGACCCGACCAUUGGUAUUGGUGGUUAUGAUGGCUUGCCCUAUGGGAGUGAUGCUAAUGCACAGGAACUAGACAGUGAGGGGAGAUGCCUUCUAGUCGAAUUGGCCUGUAAGGUGGUGGUCAUUUCCGUAUACUGCCCUGCUAAUUCUAUGAACACUGAGGAGGGUGAAGUUUUUAGGCUGCGUUUCCUGAAAACUCUAUUCAAACGUGUGAGGAACAUAGAGAAUCUGGGGAAGAGGGUGGUACUGAUGGGCGACCUAAAUGUAUGUAGGGACCUCAUAGACCAUGCGAGUUGCAUAACAAGAAAUAAUAUAAAGAUAAACCCAGACUGCGACGGUGCUGUUCUUGAAAGGAUUUAUCAAGAGGAAGCUAGGGAGUUUAUAUAUGAACCAUUACGAAUUGGAAGAAGGUUGCUAAAUGAAAUGCUCAUCGAUUCUAUAAUUCCGGAUCUGGCAGAAAAGGGCGUUCUCAUAGAUAGCACAAGAUAUGCUCAGGGAAGGAAGAGACUAAAGAUGUAUACCGUUUGGGAUACUUAUAGGAAUUCCAGACCGGCAAACUAUGGUUCCCGUGUGGACUACAUACUUGUGUCGAAGGCAUUAAAGGAGGGAGUUAAAAAAGCCGACAUAUGGGCUAAGGUGAUGGGGUCGGACCACUGUCCAGUAUUUACAGACCUUCAGAUAGAAGAAGAAGAUACCGUCGCUCUGGAGGAAACAACAAAAAUACCAAGGUUUGAGGUGCGGUUCAAUUAUGACCUAAAUCAUAAUAUAUUUGAUGCUUUCCGAAAGAAAAGUAUAAUCAAAUGCAAAAGUGCUACCAAACCGUUGAACCAGGGAAAAGUCCAAAAGAAGGCAACUAAAUCAAGUGAGUCUCAGAUAGAAAAAAAACCAGAUAAGUUGCUGCUCGGUGCCUCUAGUAGUAACAUAGCAGCAAGCGGCAAGUGCCAUGAGGAAGAGCAAGGGCAAUCAAUUGAAUGCGCUCCACUCGAACUUAACAAAGCUCCUGAACAACGACCCUCGGCGGUUGAAAAACCAUUUUUCGCCCCAUCAAAUGCACCUCUCUGCAAGCACGGAGACCGAUCGGUUCUUAAAACCUCGAAAACGUCGACGAAUUUUGGGAAACAGUUCUGGACGUGUAAGCGUCCCAGAGGAGCCCCAGAAGAUAUAAAAGCUUCAUGUGGCUUCUUUCAGUGGAAAAGUUAG